GACCUGCCAACAACACUAACCCAUCUUGCGAUCCACGUGUGAUAACCAUGUUUCCGAUCGUGGUUACGUUCGGUGAAAAUGAUUUUCUACAUUUGUAUUCGUAACUUACAGAGCGGCGCCAAACUGAAGUCUCCGCCACAUUUGUGCAGCACACAAAAGUUUAGUCGCGGAUCAAUAAAUCAGCAGUCAGCUAUAUCCAGCCAGAGUCAGCACCGAGUGUGUGGGCCACUGCCACUCUCGUUACCACCCACCACAUCCACAUCGGCAGAACAUCGUGUUACUUUUCAACAAUCCCAAUCGCACUUCAUUCCUGAGGAACAUCUUCAAAAGCUGCCAACUCGACAAUAACUGCUCCUACUACUAUAUAAUGGCCGAAGAGGAGACGGACGAAUCUUUCUAUCAGGAACGGAUGGACAAGUGGUUCUCAGAUUGGCUGCCAGGCAAGGAUGGUGAAGACAUCAACUUCGACCCGAAGGAGCUCCCUAGAGAAUUCCGCCACAAAAAGUUCGACUUCGACGAUAUUACAUUUCGCUCGAAGAGUAAGAAGCCUACCAAGAUCCGGACUGAAGGGGACCUCUCUAGGAUUUUAUGCUCCGUGAUACAGAAUGUUUUUGAUCUUGCCGCCUGCAGGUCCACCGGAGAGGAUCGAGUGGACUUCCUUCAAAUCAAAGAUACAAGUGUCGCGAAAGUCGAGAGCGACGAUCCAGAUAGACCAGACUUGUCGGUUCAUAAGGCCUCAGCAGCUCAGGCCUUCCAUCUUGACGAUGCGGAUAAGCAGGAUGUCUCUCCUGAUUCCCACAGAGCAUUUAUUGGGCGAGUCGCUUACUCAUGGACCAUAUUUCCCGGUGUGGUCAAGAUUGACUCAUCUAGAGAAGGCUUCGGCUUUAGUGCGGAUGAACUGGACUUACCAGACACUGAAGGCAGUCGUGAAACACGUGGACAGUUCGCUGGACAUGUUACUGAGAUCCUUUCACGACAACAUCGCCAGUUCACCUUUGCAUUCUAUGUCUACAAGAACUUGGCCCGUCUCUUCGCGGUCGACAGGAACUCUGCCAUCAUGACUCCGCCUUUUGACUACGUCAAAGAUCCCAACACCUUACUGAAAUUCUUUUAUCGUCUGGCCCGCGCGGAUAACUGUGCGCAAGGGUAUGACUCCACUACCGCUCUCGCAUCACCAUGCAACAUCUCAACUCUCAGGGAGCAUAUGUCGGAGGACCAUGGAGUCAUCCAACCGCUCAUCUUGGAUGCUAUGAACGAUGCAUUGGAUCACGGUCCAACUUCCACUUGGCCUCUCUAUGAAGUACAAGUUCACGAUCACAUCUCUGGAAAGACGUCAUGUUUUGUUAUUGGAAAGCCUCGGAAACCGGCUACUUCCCUGUUUGGUCGUGCAACGAGGGGUUACGUCGGGUUCGAUUCGGUCGAACAUGAUUUCGUCUGGUUGAAGGACGCAUGGCGCUCGGAUUCACUGAAUUCUCACCCCGAAUGGGAGAUUUAUUCCAAGCUGAAGAACGCCAAUGUGAAAAAUAUUGCUACGAUGCGGUGUGGUGGCGAUGUUUACAACCCCAAGUUACAAUGUACCCUCUCCCAGGAUUACAUCAGUUCCCCGUUGCUCAAACGAAGGAUUCACUCUCGCCUCAUCAUCAACGAAAUCGGAUUUCCACUGGACGCAUAUGAAACAAGUCGGAUCCUGAUAUAUAUCGUAUUGUGUGCAUUCCAAGCACAUGAAUCCGCAUGGGUGAAAGCCGGAAUACUUCAUCACGAUAUUAGCGACAAUAAUAUGCUGAUCAUUCACGUGAAUGGUAAAAAGCGCGGCCUGCUCAUAGAUUGGGAUUUGUGCAAGUACGCCUCCGAAUUGCAAGAACGCAAACCACUUCGCCAAAAUGCAUCGGGUACCUGGGCAUUCACCUGCGCCGUGCGCCUACAUUAUCCCAAGAAAUUUCUUGAGCUUGCAGACGAUAUCGAAGCAUUCGUGCAUGUGAUCAUCUGGUGCGCCCUACGAUACCACCGCCAUUCCCUUCUUCGAAAUCCUGGGGACUUCGCUCUGGUCGUUCACCAACUAUUUUUCGAUUGCACCUGUUCUUCAGAUGGCCUUCUAUAUGGAUGCUUUGGGAAGUGGCAUGCCAUAAUGUAUGGCACCUACAGCUUCCAGCUAAUAUCAGAUGAGAGGUUCCAGAACGUCCUAGAUAAACUCAUGCGUCUCUGCAGAUCCCACUAUCGCUCUCUUGACCUUAUAGAGCUGGAAAGGUUCCUACCGGCCGACAUCCUCAAGAAAAUAAAGGCUCCACAACAAACUUAUACUAUCACAGAACUACCAGUAGACUUGGACGCCCUUAGGUCACCAUAUGAGGAUCCUGAAGAAGACGACGAUAUCACCUUCAAGAUCGCAGCACCGGAUGUCCAUGAAGAACCUGCAAUACGCACACUGGAUGAACAUGUAUACAUCGGUCAGAUAUUGUACAAGGCGAUACAAGAUGAAGACUGGAAUUGUUGGCGAAGUUCGGGGGUUGACCACUUCGAAACAAUGCUCCAUGUGAGCUUUACUGAGAGGAACCGUCCGGUUGACGGGACACGAUCUGUUGAGACUUUUCCUCGCAAAAGAGCCCGUUCUCCGCAAGCCUCCAGCAUUGUGCAGCCGAAGAGGUUUCGAGCGUCAUCGUCCGCUCAUAAUUCGACCCCUGUGGAUGGUUCAACUUUCGAGCGUGCUGCCUUGUGUCGAGAGCAGGAUGCUGAUACCCAGAGUGUGAGCCCACAGCCCGCCGGGGAUAUUGAAGCCAGUUAUUCAGAAUCGGAAGAUGAAGAUGAAGCGAAAGUGAACUCUAUUUUCACCGCUAAGUUACAUGACGAGUUAGUGAGUUAGCAUUGCUUAGUUAGUGUGUCCCACAUGUAAUUCACUAUGUAUGUGACCUGGUAUAAAUCUCGCUAUGUUCGAACUAGUUGUUGCCAACAACGAUCAUUGAAAUACAAGAUCCACUUGUCAGUGC
Molecule: messenger RNA, 2981 nt
Organism: Somion occarium
Lineage: Eukaryota; Fungi; Basidiomycota; Agaricomycetes; Polyporales; Cerrenaceae
Source: the annotation of a GenBank genome assembly